GGGAGAGAGGGAGGGAGAGAGAGAGAGAGAGAAAAAAAAGGAACUUUUCCUCUCUUCCUAGUUAGGCAACGCCACAUCGUGUGCUUUAGAGUCACAGAUCUUAGGCUUUAAUCGGAUCGGAUCGCGGUGGGAAAGAUGAGCGGAGGGGACAUCGUCUGCAAUGGUUGGCUGAGGAAAUCUCCACCAGAGAAAAAGUUGAGACGUUACGCAUGGAAGAAGCGCUGGUUUAUACUCCGGAGUGGACGUCUGACGGGAGACCCAGACGUGUUGGAAUACUACAAAAAUGAUCACACAAAGAAACCCAUCCGCGUCAUUGACUUGAAUCUUUGCGAACAAGUGGACGCCGGGCUGACCUUUAACAAGAAGGAUCUCGAGAACAGUUAUAUUUUUGACAUCAAAACAAUCGACCGUGUCUUCUACCUUGUGGCAGACACCGAAGAGGAAAUGAAUAAGUGGGUUCGAUGCAUCUGUGACAUCUGUGGGUUCAAUCCUACUGAUGAGGAUGCUGUAAAACCAACGCAUCUGUCUGGCCAUGCUGCUACUGAGGUACCUCUUUCUGUCAGUACAAUGCAGCCUUCUGUACGUGCAGCGGUUUCCAUGGGCUCAAUACCUCCCCCCUAUCAGCCGAUCAGCGUGCGGCACAUGGAGUCCCAAUCCAGUCAAGAAGAGCCACAGGAUUACCUGCUGCUAGCCAACUGUGAAAGCAAAAGACCUGAACCUGCCAGCCGAACGUCAUCUUUUGCUACAGAAGAGGGGGACGAGUAUCUUCUGCUGGAAGAUUUUGAAAGCAAAAAGCAACCGUUUCACAACCAGUUGCAUGCAAAUGCUUUGUCCAAAUCCGCUUCAGAAACUGAUUGCAAUGACAAUGUACCUUCCCACAAACCUCCAGCACCAACUGCAUCUAAACAUGCCAUGAAUGGCUUCUUCCCCCAGGGCACCUACGACUCGCCCCCUUCCAGGAUUAUUCCCAUUUCUACAGAGUCCAAUCUUUACAACCUGCCAAGGAGUUAUUCCCAAGAUCUAAUAGCCAGAACUUGUUCUCCAACAGUUACGGACAGUGAAGGGGAUUUGAAUGUAUUUAAUACACCUCCACGGAUGUCCAGUAUAGAGAACCAAAUGAGGCCAUUGUCUGUCUGUUAUGACAUUCCCCCAAAACCUGGAGGCACUUAUCAAAUUCCACGACCUUCGGGAGAGGGGACCAUGAGUCAGAGUUUGCUGAAGUUGGAAUCUAUAUCAGACGUCCCACCACCUCGCCCACCAAAACCUUCUCUGUCCCAUGACCGUUCGCCAGUAGAGACCUAUUGUGUACCUCGAUCAUCUUCAGAGGCUGAUACCAAUUACAGCGUUCCUAGUUCUGGCAAGACGCUUCGUAGCAAUACCAUUGGCACUAUGGAAGGCCAUUUGUUAAAGAAAGAUUGCGGUGCUCAAGAUAGCUAUGAUAUUCCACGAACGUUUUCUGCAGACAGAAGCAGUUCACUAGAGCUUGGGGAAGGGUUUAGCAGUUACCUGCAAAAGAAGGGAAUGAUGCCCCUGGCAAAUUUGAAUAUUGAAGAAGCUGAUCAGAACUAUGUGCCCAUGGAUGCAAACUCCCCUCCACGACUCCAUUCAACCAGCCACCCAGACCCAAUCCAGGAAACCAACUACGUAGCUAUGACGCCGGGACCUUUUGAGUUCUCUGCACUUGGAAUGCAGGUCCCCCCUCCAGCACACAUGGGUUUCAGGGUCAGCCCAAAGACCCCCCCACGGAGACCGGUACUUGCUGUCGACUGCCAGCCUCCGCCAGUAGACAGGAACCUUAAGCCUGAUAGGAAAGGUCAGAGUCCUAAAAUUUUAAGAACUAAACCUGUUUUAGAACGAACAGAUACUCAAACCGUAGAUGAAUUUCUUCCAAGACGACUAAAGGUUAAACCUGCUCCACUGGAAAUAAAACCUCUGCCUGAAUUUGAGGAAUUAGCUCCAGUCAGAUCACCAGUGACCAAAACCUUUACCAGAGACAACCACUCCAGGUUUCCCACCACUGCCCGACCCCCCUCAGUUCACAGCACUGCAUCCAGCACUGAUUCACACGACAGCGAGGAUAACUACGUAGCCAUGGACCCCAGUCUGUCCACAGACGAUCCCAAUAUAAAACCGGGAACUCUGUGUUAUGACGGGAGCAGCAGCUUAACCAAAUCUAAAGGAGACAAACAGCAAGUGGAGUACUUGGAUCUGGAUCUAGACUCUGGGAAAUCAACGCCGCCUCGAAAGAAAAGCAACGGUACAGGUACGGCAGGAGCAGAUGAAAAAGUAGAUUACGUUGUGGUGGACCAACAGAAGACACUAGCACUGAAGAACACCAGACAGGCAUGGACUGACGAGAGACAGUCUACGGAGCCAGAGACCUCAAUCAAGAGUGCAAAGUAACUCAGUACUGCCAUUAAAGUAGACCUUCAUGCCUUUUUGAGAUACUACAAGAGAUGGAACUUUGUUGAUCCUGCCACCAAUGGCCUUCUCUCUCCGCUGUGCCCUACAUCUGUAAGCCACUGAUCAGUUUGUGAACCCCUCAAAGUGUUGCAAGGCCAACAAGUUGAGGCUUUAGCUACAGAAUCUACAGAAUCAAAGAGAGCCACUUAUUUUGAGUCCAAAUAUUUUGGGUUAGGGAUAUUUUUUCUCAGAUUGCUGUCUGGACGUAGUAUUGUAUGCAGUGUGUAUAGAGGUCUGUACAAAUAGCUGCACCUGGAUUCUGAAUGUUUCGAGCAAUCUUAAUAUUUUUGUUUAAGACUGUGUCUUUAAGCAUUUGUUCAAAAGGUUAUUUUGGGUACAUGGAGAAGCUAUUAGGUUUUUGCGACAAUCUCGUCACUUAUGGCGAUAUUUAUCAACGUAGGAAAUAACUUCACAUUUAAUUCUGAAUCAAGGUCAUUGUUAAAACAUCCGUUCCACAAUCUAAGGUUUUACCUAAACUAAUUUUCUAACUUUUUUUUAAUGUCCAGUUUUAUUUAAGCUUAGUUGAGUUAAUUUUGUUUUUGACACUUUAAAGUUGCAAAGUACAGGCAUUUAGGCUUACCUGAAGUAGUUACGAUUGAAAUUCCAGUAUAUUGUUAAAUAUCUCUAGAGUAACAUUGCUGGCAGUGGCCUUUAGAUGAAGUUUCUACUAAUUACUUACUAAAAAAUCGCCCUUAGGUCCCACAGGUUGCCUUUCCAGUAUUGAAAACAAAAUGGACAGUAAAUGCCAAUUCUUUCUUAUUAUUCAGUGAAAGUGUAUCCAAAUGGCUGGCGCAGAUGAGAAAUAUUUGCUACACCGUUGUUGCAUUAUUAAAUCCGACAUGGAAAGUGAAGAUUUUGAUCCUUGUUAUGAAGUUGACACGCCUAAGGUUUUUUUUAAACCGAAAGAUGCAACGGUGCAGAUUCUGCAGGGUAGAGUUUUGCAUUGUACGUCACUAACCCUGGUUAGGUGAUGUCCCAGGCAGUAAGAUGGCCCUCGGUUUGGAAAUGAAGUGGUUCAGUGAACUGGGUUGUUUCUUACCAUUCUGUCAGCCAUGUGUUUUUGAGCCCUAUAUGCAAUUUGAAAAUGUUUAUACUACUUAAGAUAAUGAUAAAUUCUGGGCGAAUUUAUAGAUGGCUACUUUACCCCUUUUUGGAUUUUGAGAGAUCAGGUAUUCAGUGCUCAAAUUUAAAAAUACCAUCUGCUGUUUAUAAUGGCAAUUAAAUUAUGCAGAAUACUCAGAAGCCACUUCUUACAUCAUUUCAGUAAUAAAAAAAAGCUGCCUUAUCUCGGGAAUGUGAUAAUUCUGUUGUACAUAAAAUCGUUUUUCUCUUCAAAUCACUUAUAAAGUGCUUAUAAACUGUAAAUGUACUAAAAAAUUACUAACAUUUGUAUUUACAGAAAUUGUCUAUUCAUAAAAUGUCUGUGUCCAUCAAAGAUUUUUUAUCAUUAAAUCGUGAAUGAAUUAUGGUUUUACUAUGUAUGUUUCUAGAGUUCCAGCUUAUUGGCUUCUAUCUAAACACAAAUGCCUCGGCUGGAGAACUCUUUCCUCUUGAUGUAAAUUACAUGUAGCAAUGUUACUGCCUAUAGUGAAGCAGUCACCCUUAAUGCUUUGUAACUUCUUGCNUUUUUUAAUGAAAGUUACAGAAAUGUGUCCAUUGUAAUGUAAAUAUAAAAUUUAAAUAAAAGAAUAUUCCACCUA
Molecule: messenger RNA, 4163 nt
Organism: Callorhinchus milii (elephant shark)
Lineage: Eukaryota; Metazoa; Chordata; Chondrichthyes; Chimaeriformes; Callorhinchidae
Gene: gab1
Product: GRB2-associated binding protein 1
Exons: 13
Coding region: 136-2403 (755 amino acids)
Source: RefSeq, a predicted model, not a curated record